GAAGGGCUGGUGGGGGAAGGGUUCUGCGUUGAGGCCCCGCGGAAGGUAAAAAUGGAGGUAGACUGACGUGCUUGCUGCAGUUUGGCCGGCUGGUUUACAAGUCGGAAAUCGAAAUCGUCGGUCGACGAUGUUUUUAACUGGACGCAAAAUUGGAGAAAUACUGAGGUCCUUUGGAGGAAAGAGAUGGGCGCAGAGGGAGGCGGGAAGAGUGACACUGAGGUGUCCCAAGAAUUGAAGGAUUUAUCAACAGACUGCAAUUUCUUCACUGCCAAAAUGACAUCAUUUUCCACCUCUGCCCAGUGUUCAACUUCUGACAGUGCUUGCAGGAUCUCUGCAGAACAAACCAAUCAGGUACGACCAAAACUGCCACUUUUGAAGAUUUUGCAGGCAGCAGGUGCACAAGGUGAAAUGUUCACUGUUAAAGAGGUCAUGCACUAUCUAGGCCAGUACAUAAUGGUGAAGCAGCUUUAUGACCAGCAGGAGCAGCAUAUGGUGUAUUGUGGUGGAGAUCUUCUGGGAGAACUGCUAGGACGUCAGAGCUUCUCCGUGAAAGAUCCGAGCCCUCUCUAUGAUAUGCUAAGAAAGAAUCUUGUCACUUUAGCCACUGCCACUACAGAUGCUGCUCAGACUCUCGCUCUCGCACAGGAUCACAGUAUGGAUAUUCCAAGUCAAGACCAACUGAAGCAAAGUUCAGAAGAAAGUUCCAGUUCUAGGAAAAGAAUGGAAGAAGGCAAUAUACCUACACUGCCUACCUCACAACAUAAAUGCAGAAAUUCUAGAGAAGGUGAAGACUUCAUAAAAAACUUAACCCAAGGUGAGACCUCUAAGCUGGACCUUGGGUUUGAGGAGUGGGAUAUAGCCGGACUGCCUUGGUGGUUUUUAGGAAACCUGAGGAACAACUAUACACCUAGAAGUAAUGGCUCAACUGAUUUACAGACAAAUCAGGAUAUAGGUACUGCCAUUGUUUCAGACACCACAGAUGAUUUGUGGUUUUUGAAUGAGUCUGUAUCAGAGCAGUUUGGUGUAGGAAUCAAAGUUGAAGCCGCAGAUACUGAACAAACAAGUGAAGAAGUAGGGAAAGUAAGAGACAAAAAGGUGAUUGAAGUGGGAAAAAAUGAUGACCUUGAGGACUCCAAGUCCAUAAGUGACGAUACUGAUGUAGAAGUUACCUCUGAGGAUGAGUGGCAGUGUACUGAGUGCAAGAAAUUUAACUCUCCAAGCAAGAGGUACUGUUUCCGUUGCUGGGCCUUGAGGAAGGAUUGGUAUUCAGAUUGUUCUAAGUUAACCCAUUCUCUCUCCACGUCUGAUAUCACUGCCAUACCUGAAAAGAAGGAAAAUGAAGGAAUUGAUGUCCCUGAUUGCCGAAGAACCAUAUCAGCUCCAGUUGUUAGACCUAAAGAUGUGUAUACAAAGGAAGAAAACCCUAAACUUUUUGAUCCCUGCAACUCAGUAGAAUUCUUGGAUUUGGCCCACAGUUCGGAAAGCCAAGAAACCAUAUCAAGCACGGGAGAACAAUCAGAUAACCUUUUUGAACAGAGAACAGAUACAGAAAACAUGGAAGAUUGCCAGAAUCUCUUGAAGCCGUGUAGUCUGUGUGAGAAAAGACCACGAGAUGGAAACAUUAUUCAUGGGAGGACGGGCCAUCUUGUCACUUGUUUUCACUGUGCCAGAAGAUUAAAGAAGGCUGGGGCUUCAUGCCCUAUUUGCAAGAAAGAGAUUCAGUUGGUUAUUAAGGUUUUUAUAGCAUAGCUAACUCAGCGAAUUGCGGAAAAUAUUAACAGGGCUAGGUCGUGUUUCAAAAUGUCAGUAUUGAGCCUCUCUACUCAGUGUAGCCCAUUACAUCUGUUUAUUUAUUUGGGUAAACAUCUGUGUUCCCCAACAUUUUUGCUUCUAAACUUAUAUGGAAUUUGAGAAUGAGUUCUUUAGAACUAGGUUGCCAAUUUGGGGGACGCUGUUAACAUGAAAAGAUACGUUAACCACUUCAUUCUCUCCUCAAAGAUGAGGAUCUGGGAGAAAGCAACUGCCAGUACUAACAAAAAUACAUUAAUUCGCUCACUUACCAAAUUAUUUGAAGAUUUACUAUUUCUUUAGUUAAUUGUAUUCCCCAUUCUUUUUUUCUGUUAGGGAAUGUUAUUAGGCAUUAGGAUCCAAGGUGGCUAUUAGAAAAAUACUAAAGCUAACAAAAGAAAUAAUAAUAAAUUUGAUUAGUCAAGGUAUGUAAUGCUAUAUAGAGUGUUGCAGUCAGGCUGCACGAUUCAGAUAAGCUAAAAGAAAAGUCUUGAUAAACAAGCGCUUUCUUCCAUGUGUGCCUAGAACAAUGGUAUGGAGCAUUUUUGCUAACAUACUCCUAAAAGGAUUUUGAAAAAGUAUAUAUAACCUUUUGCACAUUUUACACCAUGAGGUAUAUAAUUAACAGACAAAGUUUCCUUUCUGGUGAGUUGUAGACCUCUUGAGUAGCCAGCCUAAAACAAGCAAUGGAACGUUUCUGUCUCCUUAGAAUGUUUCCCUUGUUCCUCUUUCCAAGCAGUUCCCCCUCCAUUUCGUGGCUCUCAUUCUAGGUUAGCUGUCCUUUUGCACAUGUUUAGUGUGACAUCUAAAUUUUAAAAAUACCUUUAAAUACUUAGAAAGGGUACCCUAUCCGAUAUAUUGUAUAUGUGCCUUAAAAAUAUUUUUCUCAAAGCCUUGGAGCUGUAGGUUUCGUUGAUUAAAGUUAUAGAAAAAAUCCUGUCAUAUAAAGUAGCAAAGCUGUUCUCAUUUUAAAAUUCAUCAGCCAAAUCAGAUUUCACUUUCACUCAGAAAAUGUUUGACUUUAUUUUUAAAAAUAAAUGCAUUAGCACAUUUCUGGCACAACCGUCUCAAUUACAGUUCUAAGGUAGGUAAGGCAUAGAAUUUUUAACCUAAGCUCCCUUUGCUUUACUCUGUCCUCAUUAUCUUCUGAGAAUCCCCUGGAGGUUUUUUGUUGUUCUUUUAUUUGAUGCCUCUAGAGGCUUUUUACAUUCUGAGGCAAUGCCCCAUAGUAAGAUUCUAGAUGGGUGAGAGGCAGCCUUUCCUUUGGAAAUAGGGAGUUAUGGCGGUUGUGAAAAGGAUAUUAAGAAAAAUGGUAGAUCUGAAGAAGCCUUAUCUGAGCACAUUAAUCUUAGGACAGUACAAAUGGAAGUUGAAGACCUUUAAGCUGAUGUCUUUAUACCUAUCCCUGCCUGCUUUCUCCAUGGAAAAAUCUUGAAGUAUGCCCAGGGGUAUGCAUAUGAGAUUUUGGGGACGAGGGCCCUAGAAUUAACAAAUUUACUGAUCCAAAAAAUUACCUGGGUUGCUUGUUAAAACAGCCCAAGUU
Molecule: messenger RNA, 3331 nt
Organism: Felis catus (domestic cat)
Lineage: Eukaryota; Metazoa; Chordata; Mammalia; Carnivora; Felidae
Gene: MDM4
Product: MDM4 regulator of p53
Exons: 11
Coding region: 184-1749 (521 amino acids)
Biological process (GO): protein ubiquitination; regulation of cell cycle; negative regulation of apoptotic process
Cellular component (GO): nucleus
Molecular function (GO): ubiquitin-protein transferase activity
Source: RefSeq, a predicted model, not a curated record